AUGAUCAACAAUAUAUCAGACCUGGGAUUCUACAGCGUUCCAUUGCUCACACAGUCAAUUCCCGGGCUUUUAAUUUCACUCGGAGGAUUGAUCAUGACAGGCUCGGCAUUGGCGCAGGCUUCGCAAAACACCAGUCUCGAUGGAAUUCCAAUCCUUCUGCAAACAAACUGCAUCCUGGCAUUCAAGGGAAACAUCGAGCUCAUCUUUGCUCUCUACCUCUCAUCGCUGAGCCAGUCAUCAGUGUUCAGCUACAAAAAAUACUUCAGGUACAUAUUCGAUAACUCAAACCUUGUAAUCGCGCAAUCUGCAGUCAUAGGCUUGGUUAUCGGCCUGCUUGGCAUUAUCAGCAACCUCCUGAUAGGAGAAACAGACACAGGGAUAAACGUUGUGGUGCUUACUGCAUCGCUAAUCUCAUGCAUCAUAAGCUCAAUACUGUUCAUAAUGCUUCUUGUCACUUCAAUAGAAGCAUCAAAACUCUUUGAAAUCAAUCCAGAUAACAUCAUCCUUCCAACAAUAUCAUCAUUGGGUGAUUACAUAAAUGUCCGUACAUUGAUAUACCUUGCAACCUGGCUCAAAACCAUUCCCAUUCCAUCGUGCCUUGCAUACCUUCUUGUCUCAUCAUCGAUAAUUCCAUUCUGCCUGUGCUUUGCACUCAUCAGCAAGAAAAGAUUACCGCUGCAAUCAAUAGAGGUUCUGCUGACAACAUACGCAAUCAGCACUAUCAGCGGAUAUGUUCUUGAAAGCUUCAGAAAGGUGUUUCCAAUUUUGACUCCUUCGUUUCCGGUGUUCAGUGGAAUGUCCGUGUCAAUUGCAUUCAUUUACUUGCAUAAGAUAUUCACAUCAAUCAACAAUCAGACAGUCCACAACAGCAAGGAAUCGCAUGCAACACUGGUUUUGAUAUCCAUUCUAAUGUCUGCCAUAUACCUUGCGGCUUCAUCAAUCAUGGGGUUGAACUAUCCAUACUGCUUCUACAUUCUCUUUACACUGUUCUUUAUCGUCCAGGUCACAAUCCUUCUGAAGGCCGUCACAUUCCUGAUCGAGUACCUUGAUAAAUACGAGGACGACACAGGCGUUCUUGCACUUCCACUGAUCACAUCAAUCUCAGAUGUACUUGCAACGAUUUUCCUGCUAACAAUAUCUGUAAUCCUGCUAAUACUCAACACAAACAAUACCAUUUAUUAA
Molecule: messenger RNA, 1182 nt
Organism: Ordospora colligata OC4
Lineage: Eukaryota; Fungi; Microsporidia; Ordosporidae
Exons: 1
Coding region: 1-1182 (393 amino acids)
Biological process (GO): monoatomic cation transport
Cellular component (GO): plasma membrane
Molecular function (GO): monoatomic cation transmembrane transporter activity
Source: RefSeq, a predicted model, not a curated record